AUGCAGACUCCACACCAAUACAAGAACCCAGACUGGUUCUUAAAUAGACAGAAGGACGUGAAGGACGGAAAAUACAGCCAGGUCCUGGCCAGCGGUCUAGACAGCAAACUCCGUGAAGGCCUGGAACGACUGAAGAAGAUUCGGGCCCACAGGGGGCUGCGUGUCCGAGGCCAGCAUGCCAAGACCACAGGCCGCCGUGGUUGCACUGUGGGUGUGUCCAAGAAGAAAUAA
This is a messenger RNA of Rangifer tarandus platyrhynchus (Svalbard reindeer), 231 nucleotides long. The record is from the annotation of a GenBank genome assembly. Lineage: Eukaryota; Metazoa; Chordata; Mammalia; Artiodactyla; Cervidae.